AUGGGUGAAUCCAAGACCAUCGAUGCUGGGAACGCUGUACCAGUGCUGGAAUCGCCGUCGGACUCAGAGACGAAUGGACCAAAUGUUCCCAGGCUUCCGGACCGGUACGCCGACGAAAGCUACAAGCUCUUCAGCAAAGUUCAAGUCGAGGCGCCGACGCCAGAUGAGGCUCGAAUAAUCCGCAACAAGUGUCUGUGGAGGAUUCUUCCCUUUCUGUGCAUCGGAUACCACUUGAUGUACGUUGACAAGCAAACGCUUGGGAGCUCGGCCAUUCUAGGCAUCCUGGAAGAUGCGCACCUUAAUUCGAACCAGUACAACUGGCUCUCGUCCAUAUUCUACUUCGGGUAUCUGAUAGCCGAAUGGCCACAAAAUCGCGCCCUCCAGCAUUUCCCAGUCGGCAAGUGGCUUGCCACGAUGCUCAUUGGGUGGGGUGGCGUCACUUUGCUGCACAUACCUUGCAACAAUUUUGCGUCUCUCUUCGUGGUCCGCUUCUUUCUCGGGCUAUGCGAAGCUUGCAUCGUACCGGCAUUUCUGCUCACCAUGUCGAUGUUUUUCACGUACCGAGAACAAUCCAUUGUGAUGCCCAUCAUGUGGGCCGCGGGCAACUCCAGUCCUAUUACCUCAGGCCUGCUCUCUUGCGGAGUGCUUUGGAUUAAGACCGGAGGUUUUGCGACGUGGAAGUGGUUCAUGUUGAUCACCGGUUGCAUCACGAUUAUCUUCGGGGGGUGUGUGUGGUUUCUCUUCCCGGACAGCCCACUACAAGCAAAAUUCUUGACGCUCGAGCAACGUGCUCAAGCCAUUCUUCGGAUCAAGGAGAAUCAUUCCGGUAUUGAGCAGAAGUACUUCAAGCGAUAUCAGUUCAUCGAAGCCCUCCAAGACCCCAAGAGUUGGCUCUUCUUUCUCCAUGCCUGGUCGCAGGAGAUGGCGAAUGGUGUCACUAAUCAAUACUCGCUUAUCAUCAAGUCCUUUGGGUUCACAGUGCUUCAGACGACUCUCCUGGGCUGUGUUACUGGAUUGACUGCCCUUGUCUCUCUCCUCACUGCCGCCAUCGUCAUGUGGAGGACACGGAACUGCCGUGCUUGGAUUUCUGUGGUUGCGUAUAUCCCCUGCGUUAUUUCCAGUGCUCUCCUGCUAGGCAAGUUAUUCUGUUUGCCAUGGUCGGACAGAUGGGGCCUAAUCUGGGGUAUCUGGAUUCGUUCUACUGGAGGAAUUCCUUACGCCGUUGUGAUGGUGUGGGCUGCCAAUGCUUCUGCUGGACACACGAAGAAAACAACGGUCAUCGCAAUGUAUCAUAUUGGAUACGGCCUUGGAAAUAUUCUUUCUCCGCAGCUGUUUCAACCACGGUGGAAGCCGAGAUACAAACCAACUUGGUGGAUCAUCCUCUGGGUUGCCGUCAUUCUCCCAUCGUUCGUCAUCCUCUAUCUCCGAUAUUACUUGAACAAGGAGAACAAGCGCCGAGAUGCCCUGGAAGCGGAAGGGAAAGUUAUCGACGGCGGAGUUGUCGAGGAGGUGACAGAUGAAGGUGUCAAGAUUGCCCACGCCGUGGAUAAUAACCAGCUUGAUUUGACGGACCGGGAGAAUUUGGGCUUCCGCUACGUGCUAUAG
Messenger RNA from Exophiala spinifera, 1605 nucleotides. RefSeq lists its product as uncharacterized. Gene Ontology annotation, molecular function: L-cysteine transmembrane transporter activity. NCBI's taxonomy places the organism in Eukaryota, Fungi, Ascomycota, Eurotiomycetes, Chaetothyriales, Herpotrichiellaceae. Bases 1 to 1605 code for a protein of 534 amino acids. The record is from RefSeq and is a predicted model, not a curated record. The transcript has 8 exons. Gene Ontology annotation, biological process: transmembrane transport; L-cysteine transport. Gene Ontology annotation, cellular component: membrane.